Molecule: messenger RNA, 5467 nt
Organism: Athene cunicularia (burrowing owl)
Lineage: Eukaryota; Metazoa; Chordata; Aves; Strigiformes; Strigidae
Gene: SVOP
Product: SV2 related protein
Exons: 16
Coding region: 1-1752 (583 amino acids)
Biological process (GO): transmembrane transport
Cellular component (GO): membrane
Molecular function (GO): transmembrane transporter activity
Source: RefSeq, a predicted model, not a curated record
AUGUCACAGAGCAAUAGACAGGAGGGUGAGGAAAAAACCUGUCUGCUGUUUGACCAAAUAGGGCUUCAGGACUCACCAGACAGAGCUUUGACCUGGAAAAAGACCCCCCAAAGUAUUAAUCUUUGUUUCUGUGUUCCUAGGGUGGUCAAGUUUCGCCGCACUGGGGAAAGUUCGAGGUCAGAUGAGGAUGUCAUUUCAGGAGAACAUGAAGUCCAGAUUGAGGGUGUUCGGACAGAGCUAGAGCCUGUUGAGCUAGAGGAUGGAGCUGCAGUGCCGAAAGAAUUUGCCAACCCAACUGAUGAUACUUUCAUGGUGGAAGAUGCGGUGGAAGCCAUUGGAUUUGGAAAGUUCCAGUGGAAGCUGUCUGUUAUUACUGGAUUAGCAUGGAUGGCAGAUGCUAUGGAAAUGAUGAUUUUAAGUAUCCUAGCUCCUCAGCUUCAUUGUGAGUGGCGAUUACCAAGCUGGCAGGUUGCAUUGCUCACAUCGGUGGUGUUUGUGGGAAUGAUGUCCAGCUCCACCCUCUGGGGAAACAUUUCAGACCAGUAUGGGAGAAAAACAGGCCUAAAGAUCAGCGUGUUGUGGACGCUCUAUUAUGGGAUCCUCAGUGGUUUUGCACCAGUGUACAGCUGGAUCUUGGUGCUGCGGGGCCUGGUGGGCUUUGGGAUUGGAGGAGUGCCUCAGUCGGUAACCUUAUAUGCUGAAUUCCUUCCAAUGAAAGCCAGAGCAAAAUGCAUUUUAUUAAUAGAGGUCUUUUGGGCCAUUGGGACUGUGUUUGAAGUCCUCCUAGCAGUGUUGGUGAUGCCCACUCUUGGCUGGCGGUGGCUUCUCAUUCUUUCUGCCCUCCCACUUCUGCUCUUCGCUGUCCUAUGUUUUUGGUUGCCAGAAAGUGCCAGGUAUGAUGUAUUAUCUGGAAAUCAAGAAAAAGCAAUUGCCACUUUAAAGCGGAUAGCAACUGAAAAUGGAGCUCCAAUGCCUUUGGGAAAAUUAAUUAUUUCCAGACAGGAAGACCGAGGAAAAAUGAGGGACCUUUUUACACCCCAUUUUAGAUGGACCACAUUGUUACUCUGGUUUAUAUGGUUUUCCAAUGCUUUUUCAUAUUAUGGGUUAGUUUUAUUAACUACAGAGUUCUUCCAAGCAGGAGACGUCUGCAGCAUAUCCAGUAGAAGGAAAGAAGUUAAAGCAAAGUGUAGCCUGACCUGUGAGUAUCUGACAGAAGAAGACUACACGGAUCUCCUCUGGACAACCCUGUCAGAAUUCCCUGGUGUGUUAGUGACACUGUGGAUUAUUGAUCGGAUAGGCCGCAAGAAAACCAUGGCCCUGUCCUUUUUUGUCUUCUCAUUUUGCAGUCUUCUGCUGUUUCUCUGCGUUGGAAGAAAUGUUCUUACUGUGCUGCUCUUCAUUGCAAGAGCUUUUAUUUCAGGAGGAUUUCAGGCUGCUUAUGUUUACACUCCUGAGGUUUAUCCCACAGCCACGCGUGCUUUGGGCCUGGGAACGUGCAGUGGAAUGGCUAGAGUGGGAGCCCUCAUAACCCCCUUCAUUGCACAGGUGAUGUUGGAAUCUUCAGUCUAUUUAACUCUGGUGGUUUACAGUGGAUGUUGCCUGCUGGCUGCUGUGGCUUCCUGCUUCCUGCCCAUCGAGACAAAAGGUCGUGGCUUACAGGAGUCCAGCCACAGAGAAUGGGGACAGGAGAUGGUGGGGAGAGGAUCUCAUUCUCCAAGGGUCACCAGGUCAAACUCGGGAUCACAGGAAUGAUGGGACAUGAAAACCUGCUGAAAGAAUGAAUGAUACGAGCAAGAUCUUUCACAAACAAUCCAACCCUGAGCAUAGAAAGCUGACCAUACUGUCACUGCCAAUGUCAUGUGUCAAACCGCAGGAACUUUUGGGUUGAUCCUAAGCAAAUUGUGUCUCUGCUGCUCUUUACUCACACUCAUAAAAACUUUACUUCUGUAUUGAGAGGCAUUUGAUCCAGAUAUCAUUCCAAGUUUAGCAGGAAGGGUUUUUCUUGAGUCUGUUUUGCUUGCAUGGUCAGCUCUUCAGCUUAAAAUGUCCCGUGUCAAGCAAAUAGCUAACUGAAUGCAACUCAGUAUAAGCUGUAAUUAAAAUAAUGUACUCUUGAUGCCUAAAAACAAAAGAUUAAUAUUUAUUGUGUACCUGGCAUAGCACACGGUGGAUUCCAUACACUACAGAAUAGGUUUUUUGAAUUAGAUGCCUGCCUUGCACUUUUUAGCCAUCAACAACAACAAAAUGUGAUAAUGGCAAACCAACCAAUGCUUUCUUGUUCCCUUGCUUAUGGGUUCUGUUCUUUGAGAAUUAACAGGCACUGAUUGCUGGGAAACGGUUUUCUGAAUGUCUCUCCCAUCCGAGACAGGUAGUUUGUGUCAGUGAGGAGUGGUGUUUGUUGCAGAGAUGGAACCUUAUCUAAGAAAUGUAAAUCCUGAUAGUUUGGAGCGGAAUUUGACUUCUCUAACUUUGCCAGAGUCCUUGGGCGCUCUGUCUGUGCCUCGGUGAAGGUCGCUACCGGUGUCUCUUGGUGCGGGGAGAUGCUCGCUGGGGUUUUCUGUGUGGGGCCAGGUCUGUUUCUGCUCAGUUUGCCUCAGUAUGUUCUCACGGUGGUGUAGCCAAGACCUUUGAUAAAAAAUGCCUCAGUCUGAACAGCUGGGUGCAGCGCUGUGUGUGGAGCUGCCUUCAGGGCUCUCCCAGCAGAACCUGGCCCCCCGACAGCUGGGCAGAACUUUUCGAUAGCUGCUGAUUGCACAGUGACUGCGACGUGGAGCCUGGGACAAAGGGAUGAGGCUGGCAUCAUGUCAUAAAGGGACAGAAAUCAUGGGGAGAGCCGAACCACAGUCAUCCUUCGAUGAGGAACUUUGCUCCUUCAGACGUCGCUCCUCGAGGUGGACGAUCCCGCUCCUGUCAGAGAAUGUAGCAGAGUUCAGGUGAGAAGUUUGUCUUGUUUAUCCAAAGCCUGUCACUAUGCAGGAAGUCAGAUUUCAGAGCCUGUGGACGUGCCGCGAGGAAACGCAUCAGGAAGCUGAGACGUGUCUCAUCCACAUCUCAGUUUUAUUUUCAGGAUUCCAGACGAUGGAACACACAACCAAAUGUAGGUGAGAUGGACUAAAUGCUAAUCACGAGGCUGUGGGAAGCAAUACAUUUUUAUAGUAUGUGUGAUCAGUUGUCUCAUGUAAACAUAGGUAACCGUGCAACCUAUUUUUGCACAGUAGAAUAUUUUAAGAAUUCUGGGAGCCAGGCCCCUUUUCUGUGGGGCCAGAAUAGGUCACCGAGUCCGUGUUUGGGCGCGAUACAAAUGGACACGGCGUUCAGCUUUCACGGAGGGUUUUACAGCACUGUAGGGCAGUGUAAUGCUCCAAGACGUGUUUGUCUGUUUGUUUGUAGCACUGAAGGAAAAUUAGAAGGGGAUAAUUCCUUAAAGAAACAGAGGAAACUAAGAGUAAUAAAAAAAAAAAAAAAAGGCCAAAGAGGUUAUUGAUAUUUUGUGAGGGGGAAUCUUCUGCUGAGAAAAGUUCAAGUUUGACAAGGCACCAAAAUGUCUGUCCGUUUGUUUACCACUCGGUGGUGGUGACUGCACUGAAAGACUCCAAGGAGCUUUGGUCUAGACAGGGAAACUUUCCUUUUCCCAGGACCAGGGAAAUGCAGUUCAGCUGGCAGGGGAUCCCACCGCGCCUGUGGCUGGUGGCCCAGAGACUCCCAGUCCGUUCCGGUGGCCGUUGCCCUGUGCUGGUUUGGUUGUCUCUGUCUCUGCUGUCUCUGUCUCCCCUGUGCUCAGCUCCAGCCGAUCCCCAGUAGACAGACAAGGAUCUCCUGGUGUAAAAAAUUUUUCACCUCCUUCUGUCAGGUUGUAGCUGGAUAAUCCUCCCGAGUGCGCUGUGGGCUGCCUCGGAGUAGAGGUGGAUGAGCUUGUUUCCCUUGGGCCGUCCCUCUGAUGGGCGAGAGGUGCCCAGGCCAUCCUGGACAGGUUUAGGUCAGCUCUUACACCACACGUGUGACCAGCGAGCUCGAAAACCCCCGUUGCCUUUGCACAGCGUGGCCCGCUCACCCUUUAGUGACAGUGCUGACUACCAUCAUCUUCUUCCUGCUGGUGAAGGCACUCGAGAGGAAGGCAGCCCACACCUCUCGCCGUGGGGGCUCGCUGUCGGCCGUGUUUGCGCACCCCAGAGGGGAUGGCCUCGAGGACAGUCCCACCGCCUGGGAGCCCCUGUUAGAGGUGAGAAGGAAUACAGGGCAUGUGACGUCCCUGGCCUGAUGGAACGGCGCUUGCAGCUGAGCUGUGAGGUUUGUGUGUCUGUUAUUGAGCGCCUUUAGCUAAAAUUCUGCUUUUCCAGUGCUAAUGUUCACAUAUCGCUUCACUUUUUUGUUCUGAGUCAAUAUUCAACAGGUUUAAAGGACUGUGUUGUGACGGCCUUCAGAGGGUGCGUUCAGAGGGGCUUAGGGGAAGUAUCUAUGUCUCAGAAAUUUGCACAUACGUAUACUUCAGAGAAAAUAUUUCCCAGGUAAAGAUCUAUAGGUAAUGCAAAACCUUUUGAUGCUGUUGAGUUCAGUUUUAACCUGUGACAUUUACAGUAGUUAAAAAAAAAAAAAAAAAAAAAAAAAGAUUGAAAGCAUUUUUGCUUUUUACUUUUUCUGAAUUCUUCAUUGAAAAUGUAUUUAAUGAUAGAAAUGGGUCCUGCUGAGACAUCUUCAUACUCUGGGUCUUUGAUUUGGAGGCAGCGAUGUGCCUAAGGCACCAUCCAAAGCUCACUGAAGUCCGGGAGAAUCUCCCGUGGAUAUUUGUGGGCUUUGGAUCAGCUGAAUAGAGGAGGCCAGGCAGGAUCAAUCCCACCGCUGCCGAAAGCAGCGGGAGCCUCUCGGGCACCGAAGAAACUGAAGUUCAGGUUUUGCAGGUCCGUGUUACUGAUAACGGAAGGACAUUUUAGAUUGUUCACUGGAAAACUGGAAGAACGUUUGGGUUGACACACAAUAGCCUAUAAAUAAUCACAAGUCAUAUUUUGUUAUAUGGCAACACCAUCGAUGUAUAUAAUAAGCUUCCAAAGAUUGUUUUACACACUGGCAAGUAUUUUUCACCGAUAAAGGAAUUAAUAUAGCUCGUUCAUUUAAAACAAUAAAGUGAGAUAAUUUUGAAUUAAAAUCGAGAGCAAACAGAAUUGUGGGAUUCAGAGAUUUUUGCUAACUGUCCAAUAUAUUAAUGUGCAAAGCUGUUGUGGGAAAAAUAAUUCUCCAGGUGUGCUUUGAUGGAAUGAUUUAUUAUUCCUAAAUGCUUGCCGAAAGAACGUUGAAUGUUUUCCUGUGUUUGAAUGUACAGUUUCUAAGCUGGAUACAUUUUAAUGUUUAAAAACUUUGUGUAGAUCAAGCUUGUUGUAAAAUACUCCCUUCGUUCCUAUGUUACCGAUGCAACAUUGGAUAGUUUAAUUCCACACUAGAUAUUUUAUGUUAAACAAAUAAAUAGUUUUUUCAG